ACCCACAAACACGAGCUUGUGGUACAUUCCACGUUGUGACGUUUCCGUCCGUGUCUUCCGUGAAUGUGCACGUGAAGCAGUUGACAUUGCCACACGCUCAGUGAUCAAUGUGGGUUUUGUGAUUAUAAAGUCCUCAAAUCCAAAAAUCAUCGGUCAUGGCUUCAUCCUGUGCUCAGCUGUGUGUGAGAUGCAGAACUCUUUGUCAGAAGUCACUAACUGUUACCAGGCAGGCUUCAGUUCAGUUUGGGCAUAGCUUUACAGUCAUUUGGACAUACAACAGAGUUGGAAAUGCAUGCUUACCCAUCAGGGGGAAUCACACAGCAGCGGAGGCCAGAAAGAGGUGGAAACAUCAGAUGUCCUCUCAUACUGAGUUAACUCUAGAUCAUUUUUCAACUGAUGCUACGGAAGAGAAGCACAAAGAGUGCCUGGUGCCAAUCAGCGAUAAUGUCCCUGAGACUCAAAGUGAGUUAUUAGAUGCUGCUGCUGAAUUUUCAGCAUUAGAGGAGAUCAGUGAUGAAGAGGCUCUCAGCAUGUGUGUCCCUUCAGCUGUGCCUCCAGCUUCAUUUUCACUUAGAGAUUAUGUUGACAAGUCUGUGAUGCUCAGGAAGCUAGUGCAAUUAGGUGUUAACUUGUGGAAGCUGGAACAAAAGCCCAAUGUGGGCACCAUGCUGCUGAGGCUUGACUUUGACACAGAUGUGGCCCCAAAGCUACUGUUUCUUAAAGAGCUUGGGGUGGAGGACUCUCGGUUUGGCUACAUUAUAACAACCAACCCCUACAUUCUUACUGAAAGUUUGGAAAACCUGCAGACCAGGGUGAACUAUCUCAAGUCAAAGAAGUUCAGCUCUGAGACCGUGGCAUCAAUGGUGUCCAGAGCUCCGUAUCUGCUUAACUUCAGUGUGAAGAGACUGGACAACAGACUGGGAUUUUAUCAGCAGCAGCUUAACACCAGUGCUUCAAAUACCCGGAACAUUGUAGCUCGUCUACCCAGAUUGCUGUGUGGCAGCUUAGAGCCUGUUAAAGAAAAUCUAAAGGUGUGUCAAAUAGAGCUUGGCUUUAAGCAAAAUGAGAUCCAGCACAUUGUUUUUGCUGUACCUAAAGUGCUGACCGCUAAUAAAGGGAAGUUAACCCAAAUAUUUGACUUCCUCCACAACAACAUGAAGGUCCCUCACCACCUGAUUGCCAAAUUCCCACAGGUCCUGAACUCUAAAUACUUGCGCAUCAGAGAGCGCCACCUGUUCCUUGAGUACCUUGGAAGAGCCCAGUAUGAUCCAGCCCUUCCUAACUACAUCUCUUUGGACCGCCUGGUGUCUCUGCCAGAUGAGCCAUUUUGCACAGAGCUGGCUUCAGCCACGCUUGAAGAUUAUUAUUUGUUCCAAAAGACACUAUGAAUGUUAUUACGGGGGAAUUAAAAAGGACAACAGAAAACGAAAUGUAUAUUGUUGUAAAUGUAAUGUUUAAUAAAUGUAAAUAAUAUGUAUCAGUCAGUAACUAC
Messenger RNA from Betta splendens (Siamese fighting fish), 1492 nucleotides. RefSeq names its product mitochondrial transcription termination factor 3 (gene mterf3). The transcript is spliced from 8 exons. Gene Ontology annotation, biological process: regulation of DNA-templated transcription; mitochondrial ribosome assembly. The record is from RefSeq and is a predicted model, not a curated record. Lineage: Eukaryota; Metazoa; Chordata; Actinopteri; Anabantiformes; Osphronemidae. Gene Ontology annotation, molecular function: double-stranded DNA binding. The coding region runs from base 156 to 1388 and encodes 410 amino acids. Gene Ontology annotation, cellular component: mitochondrion.